Drosophila montana is the source of this 1708-nucleotide messenger RNA. RefSeq names its product glioma pathogenesis-related protein 1-like. The record is from RefSeq and is a predicted model, not a curated record. The coding region runs from base 74 to 877 and encodes 267 amino acids. The transcript has 2 exons. NCBI's taxonomy places the organism in Eukaryota, Metazoa, Arthropoda, Insecta, Diptera, Drosophilidae.
ACGUAUGUCACAACAACAAAAUAAUUUAUGACACAUAAUCACAUUGAAAACACAUUUCUACUCGAAUAAGAAAAUGUCGCUCUUGUGGUUUUGUGUGCAGCUGCUUUUGCACAGUGUAACCGCAGAUGAUUUAGUUAAAGAAAAUCGAUUGUUUAUACCGCCAGAAGAUAAUAAUUUAAUGAAUUGUGAUGGCAAAUUCGAGUUUUUCGACAAACGUCUGGCUUGCCCCUCGCUGAUGAAUAUCUACAAUCUUCGUGAUAAGGAGAACAGUGAAAUGAAGGAACUAUUGCUCUUUGGCCAUAAUGGAUUGCGCAAUCGUCUGGCCAAAAAGCUGGAUGGCUGCGACAUGCUGGAAAUGUCCUGGGACAAUAAUCUGGCCGAGCUGGCCAGACGCCACCACAAAUACUGCCAACGCUUAAUAGACUGUGACAUUACAUCCAAUUUAUCAGCACAUGCAGAUGCACGGAAAUUUAAGAAAAUUAUUAGAGGCCAAUACAUCGAUGUGGCACGAAGUAGCUUUUUUCUGAAGGACAUUUACUCCACAAACUUCAUACCGUACGUCUUGAGCAGCUGGUACGAGACGCAUAUUGAACUGAAGUUCCCCACAAAGGUUGAAUACAAUAGAACCAAGUAUUAUAAGAUUGUCGGCGAUAAUAGCUUUACGCACAUUAUAAAGCCGCAGACCUAUCAACUGGGCUGCUCCUAUGCCAUGUUCAUCGAUGGCCUCAGCUUAAUUUGCUAUUACUAUCCACAUAUACAUAUGAACGAUACGAUCCUAGUGCGAAUAAAGCCCAAGGAAUAUCAAUGUCCUCAUAGCUUUCCGGUGUUGGAUUCGAUUUUCAAAAGAAUCUGCAAAUAUGUCGAGUGGAAACUCUAAGGAGCUCCACUUAUCCAAUUAAGCACGUGUUAAGCACUUGUAAAGACUUUUGCUUAAGCAGCAGUUUGAUAAAUUUGGUAAGCGCUUUGCCAGGGGUAUAUCAGCUGAAGAAGGGACAUGGCCUGAUUACAUACCAAGUAUUUCGGGGCACAGCCCAACUGCCACACACCUCAGCAGGCUGGGCAGAGUUACAUGACCCUUAUCAUAUCUGGCCCGAAUAACCACAUCCCAAAGCGCACACUUUCGCCUCAAAGCAAAUACUAAAAGCGUGUAUGCCACACGAAUGUUCGACUAGGAAAUGCCCUAUAGAAAAUGCCCUCAAACUGUUUAUCAUUGAAAAUUCAAGAUCGCGAAAAUAUUUUAUAUUUUGAUAAUUUGAAAUGUCGAAAAAACAAAGGCAUUUCGUUUUGUUCAAGAGAUUUGUGAAACAGCUUAAUUCAGUAAUGAGUAAAACGAGUAGUUAGCUUGGAUUAGUUAUUCCAGUGAAACAUAAUCAACGGAAUUAUUAUAUAAACUAUUUCUGAGAGUUACGAUUUAGUAUAGACCCUUUGUGGUUUGCUUAUUGAUGGGUAUGCGAGAGCCGCAUCAAUUCCUGUUUCUGGUUUGUGGCCGCCUUUUGUGGUUGGCUGCUCUGAUGAUGCUGGUGGUGCUUCGACUUCCACUCGGACUCGGACUCGGACUGUGACUUUGGCUUUGGCACUGCCUCAUAAACGGAGUGGCAGCGGCGCAGUUGCCCCGAAGGUGUAAAACUUGUCGGUGUAUUAAUGUCUUGUUGUUGUUGUUGUUGUUGCACACUUUUCAAAACUGCCUGUCAAUGCGUGACAUUUCAUA